Molecule: messenger RNA, 2429 nt
Organism: Melanotaenia boesemani (Boeseman's rainbowfish)
Lineage: Eukaryota; Metazoa; Chordata; Actinopteri; Atheriniformes; Melanotaeniidae
Gene: lipg
Product: lipase, endothelial
Exons: 10
Coding region: 221-1720 (499 amino acids)
Biological process (GO): lipid metabolic process
Molecular function (GO): protein binding; lipoprotein lipase activity
Source: RefSeq, a predicted model, not a curated record
AAAGGCACGCCAGAGGCAGGUUGAACAUUUCUGGUGAUCUCUUAGAGGCGCGCACCAAAAGGAAAACGCACCGGCUUUUGUUUUUUUUAUUUUUAAAAGUGGUCUUUGUCACCACUGGACUCAAACUCACGGCUUAACAAACACAACAAGACGGAAGGAAAAAUAUAUUUUAAAGUCCUGGAUAGUUUUUAAUCGCUCUCUUCUAGUCUGUAACAGAAACAUGAAUCAUAAAACUAUUUUUUUGUGGAUUUCCCUCCAAUGUUUAGCUGUGUUUUUCUCAUCCGCUGUCGGGGAAAAUGCGGUUCUUAAAGAAGAUGAAGAUGAUGGAGACUUUGAUGAAUUUCCACUCGUUCUCCCUGGUGAGAUCAAGUACAACAUGAGGAAAAGUUUGGAUCUAGACCAGGAGGGCUGCUAUCUGGAGGCUGGCAAAACGGCAUGUCUGGAAAAGUGUGGUUUCAACGCUACAGCCAAGAGUAUCUUCAUCAUCCAUGGCUGGACGAUGAGCGGCAUUUUUGAACCCUGGAUGAAAAAGUUGGUGGCUGCUGUGAUGCAACGUGAGCAAGAGGCCAAUGUGGUGGUGGUUGAUUGGAUGCCUAUGGCUCAGCAGCUGUAUCCUGAUGCAGUCAACUACACAGACAGCGUUGGUCUCAAUAUUGCUGCCAUGCUCAACUGGCUUCAGGAUGAGCUGCAGCUGCCUCUACAGAAUGUACACCUGAUUGGCUACAGUUUAGGAGCUCAUGUAGCUGGUUUUGCUGGAACCUAUGUGAAAGGGACCAUUGGCAGAAUCACAGGUCUAGACCCAGCAGGACCCAUGUUUGAGGGUGUAGUGGAGGAGAGGCGGCUCUCCCCAGAUGAUGCAGACUUUGUGGAUGUUUUGCACACAUACACUCGGGAGGCUUUGGGUGUGAGCAUUGGAAUCAAACAGCCAAUUGGAGAUGUUGAUAUCUACCCCAAUGGUGGUGAAGUGCAGCCUGGCUGUGCACUUAGUGACGUGAUAGCAAUGUCAGGAACUUUUAUGCAGAUGAUGAAGUGUGAACAUGAGCGAGCUGUGCACUUGUUUGUGGACUCCCUGAUGAAUAAGGACCACAUGAGCUUUGCCUUCCAGUGCACGGACCCGCAUCGCUUCAAGAAGGGGAUCUGCCUUAGCUGCCGCAAAAACCGCUGCAACAACAUCGGCUACAACGCCAGAAAGAUGCGCAAAAGGCGAAACAGUAAAAUGUACCUGAAGACGCGAGCCGACACCCCCUUUGGCGGUUUCCACUACCAGAUGAAGAUGCACGUGUUUGACAGAAAACAAUCCAACAACGCAGAUCCUACCUUUUAUGUGAAGCUGUACGGAGCUCACAAUGAUACAACAAAUAUGUUUGUUGACGUCCAAGAUGUUGCUGUUGGUCUGAACCUGACGAACACCUUCUUGGUGUUCACUGAAGAGGAUAUUGGUGACCUGCUGAAGAUCCGUUUGACUUGGGAGGGAGAAGCUGAAUCCUGGAACUCUGUUUGGAAGAACAUUAAGAAAUCUUUCUGGGCCUGGAACGCCAAGCCUGCUAAACCUGUCCUAGAAGUCCGACGGAUUCGUGUGAAAGCUGGAGAAACUCAAAAGAAGUUUACUUUCUGCGCACAAGACCCUUCAAAGACUGAGAUCUCACCAGGGGACUCGUUAACUUUUGUAAAAUGUCGUGAUGGCUGGGAAUUGAAACCAAGAAAAAGGCUGCCCAUGUAACAACUCGGUGCUGCUAGUGACCAAUGCACCGUCACCAUGGGGGACCCAACAUGGAUCAGUGAGAAGCACAGCCUUCUCUUCAUUUGAGCACUUUCGUGGGAGGAUUUAUCGGCACAUGGCGGGGAGGAGGCUUCAGGUCUUGGACUCUGGAAUGUUUCCGUUGGCUAAUUAAAUGAAGACUGGCAGUCUGUCUAGAGAACACAUGGCUGUAAAAUGGUGCGAAGGCAGGUAGCAGAGGCAGACAGCAUGUCUUAAGAUUUCCUGACAAGUUGCAAAACGUUCCUUUUUUGUUUUGUGUGAAGUUAAAAAACAAACAAAAGAUUCAGAUCUGUGCCAGUGAAUCCACACCAGCAGUUGUUGUUGUAUUGUAAGUUUUUUAAUAUAUUUUAUUUAUGGAAAACAUUUGAAGCACUGACAGACCAAUGUUAUUUAUCAGAGCGCAUCCCAUUAUGAAGCACGUUUACUUCCAAAUGCAGUAUUUGUUAGUAUGUGUUUAGUGCAUGUGAGUUUGUGACCAAGAAGUGUGCCUUUCUGCUGAGAUUACAAAACACUGUAAAAGUGAAGGUUAAUCCGUUGCAUAUCAUUGUUCCAAGAUGUUUAGUUUUUUUUCCUUUUGUGUAUAGUGUUACACGUGGCUUAGUUUUGGGGUGUGUCUGUACAUAUUGUAAAUAACUUUUGGAAAAAUAAAUUCACCUGUUUGUAAAAACUG